ACUUCCUGGAUUCUGCACUUCAUCAUUCAUUGAACUAUCAGUGGCUGCGUGCUUUAUACUUUUUUUGGCCGACCGUUCGAAAAUCCCACAAAGCGAGCGAGUAUUUGGUAUUUAAAAAAAAAUAGGCACUGCUGGUGAAAAUUACUAAAAUUGACUUUACCAUUUUUUAAUUUUUAUUAAGCUCAACAGUUUUGUUGUCUUCGUCUUUAACGCAACAAGUACUGCUGACGGUUAUGGGGAUCUUGGCAAUACUAGUAUUUUCGGGGAUAACGUUGCUGUCUUCUGUCAAUGCAUGGGGUUCAGGUGACAGAGUUCUACUUGAAGAUGUUAAAGUACUGACUUUAUACUCCGGUAGAAUGACUAAUGCUGGGAGAUCCAGCCCAAUACCACAGCUGAAAUGCAUUGGUGGCAAUGCUGGCUGCGGUACAUUUACACCACAAGUUGUACAGUGUUACAACCAAGGAUCAGAUGGCUAUGAUGUGCAGUGGGAGUGCAAGACAGAUAUGGAUAACGCAUAUAGAUUUGGUCAAGUACAAGUCAGCUGUGAAGGGUAUGAAUAUCCAGAUGAUCCAUAUAUAUUAAAAGGCUCAUGUGGUUUGGAGUACACUUUAGAUCUAACCAAGGAAGGAAAUCAACAACAACAUAAACAUAAUUACUAUGGUGAUGAUAAUAGUAACCAUCAUUCCUACUAUGAAGGGAAGCAUCACAAAUGGAAGAAAGAAUCAUGGUUAGGUUACAUUGUAAUGUGGGUUAUCAUCGGUGUUAUUGUGUAUGCCAUUUACCAGACAUGUGUUGCAUCAAACACUCGUGGAUCGCCUUAUCCUGACGAUGGUCACCCACCUGGUCAAGGCUCAGGAUCAAGAUGGGGUGGAGGCGGCAGUGGUGGUGGUGGUCCCCCUCCUCCAGGAUUCAGAUCAGACUAUAUGCCAGGAGGUGGCUGUUCUGCAAAUUACGGCGGUUCCACGGGUAGCACUGGUAGUACUGGGACAGGAGGAGGUGGUUUCUGGACUGGCGCUGCCACUGGUGGAAUUCUGGGAUACAUGUUUGGAAAUAGAAACCGUGGCCAUGGUUAUGGUUAUGGUGGAACUGGUUAUGGUUAUGCUAGACCAGGUUAUGGCUAUCGUACUGGAGGUGGAUCUUUUUUUGGUGGUGGUGGCGGCGGUGGCGGUGGUGGCUUCGGGUCAUCAAGAAGUUCAGGAACCAGAACAGCAUCAGGCUUUGGUGGGACAAGUCGUCGAUGAGGAAACAGAUGCUUUGGCAAAGUUCUUUUUAUAUGAUGUAUUUUGCCGAUACAGGGGACAAGCAUGCAAGAUAUUUUGUAAAUAAAGGAUGUAAUCACAUUUUUUAGAGGGAUUCUAAAUGUUUACACAGAAUAAAGUAAUUAACUU
Molecule: messenger RNA, 1388 nt
Organism: Saccoglossus kowalevskii
Lineage: Eukaryota; Metazoa; Hemichordata; Enteropneusta; Harrimaniidae
Product: store-operated calcium entry-associated regulatory factor-like
Biological process (GO): regulation of store-operated calcium entry
Cellular component (GO): endoplasmic reticulum membrane
Source: RefSeq, a predicted model, not a curated record